AGCGGAGGGUAGAGUCUACCGCGAAAUAAUACUACGGUUCUACAAGAAAUUUUCCCUUUUAUGGUUACCAGAGGGUUGUCCUGUCAUAGAGAGGAGAUUCAGUCCAUUGGGUCGUUUCUCUCUGGACAGAAAAUUAGACCGGAGAGGGCGCGCACAUCAGGUUUAUUUUCUUGAGAGAGAGAGAGAGAGAGAGAGGGAGAAUGGGGAUCAGGUUCAUUCUGCUUGUGAAUAAGCAGGGGCAGACGAGGCUUGCUCAGUACUACGAAUACCUUACUCUGGAGGAGAGAAGGGCACUCGAAGGAGAAAUCGUUAGAAAGUGUCUUGCUCGCACAGAACAACAGUGUUCUUUCGUCGAGCAUCGGACUUACAAGGUUGUGUACAGGCGAUAUGCAUCACUCUUUUUCUUGGUUGGGGUAGAUAAUGAUGAGAAUGAGUUGGCUAUCUUGGAGUUCAUUCAUCUGUUGGUUGAAACGAUGGAUCGCCACUUUGGGAAUGUGUGUGAACUUGAUAUAAUGUUCCAUUUGGAGAAGGCCCACUUCAUGCUGGAGGAGAUGGUGAUGAAUGGUUAUAUCGUGGAGACGAACAAGUCGAAUAUAUUGGCACCCAUACAUCUCAUGGACAAAGCAUCUUAGUUUGCUUUGACAACUUUAAAGCCACUGAUAUUUCUCUGCCAUGGUCACUUGUGUUUUAUUUAGGCCUUUUUGUGAGCAAGAGCUGGUAUCAGGUCUCAGUUGAUAUGUGGGAUAUUUACCCUUGUUUGUUAGGAGUGACAAAUAAGGAUAGUUUACGCACCAUUGACUUAGUCUGGUUUUUUUUGCUUGGAAAAAUAUCCGGUGUAAUUUAGAAAUAAUAUCCUUUCAUAAAUUUUAGUCUUUGGAAAGUUUAAGUUUGUCUUUGGUGCUGAGAGAGAAGAGUGUUUUUAGUCUCACAUGGCGAACCAUAAAGAGAAUGUCAUGUUUAAAUAAGUGAAUUCCUUA
Molecule: messenger RNA, 977 nt
Organism: Amborella trichopoda
Lineage: Eukaryota; Viridiplantae; Streptophyta; Magnoliopsida; Amborellales; Amborellaceae
Product: SNARE-like superfamily protein
Biological process (GO): protein transport
Source: RefSeq, a predicted model, not a curated record